AAAGUUUUGAGGCAAUGCAAGUAGAAUACUCUGCUGUAGUUUGGAUACCGAAGGAAGUGACGGGACUGAAUGGGAGAAAAAAAAAGAAAAAAUAAUAUGAGGAUAAAAACAGAAAGCAGAAUACGAAGCAACGUGCUGUGUGUACGAUCAAGAGAGAGAGAGAGAGAUAGAGAUAGAGAGAGAGUGGGAUACUACAUCUCGCAUGAUUCUGAUAUGCAUUUUGAAGUCGUGCGGGUCAAAGUUUUUUUUUUAGUUGUUACAAAGUAACGUUAGCUGUGAAAUGAAAAGCAGAGAUUGAAUUCUUGAUCGAGGUGGGUUUACCUACCUAACGUUACUGUAUGCGUUUGACAAUUCACCCGAGUCGCGUUAAUGUUUGUACACAAUCAAAUCAAUCACGGCAUGAAUUAUAGCGUAAAGCAUGGAAGACGAACAACUGGUUGGAUUUCAUAUAUAUAUAUAUUUUUUUACAAAGAAUAGAUUGCAAAGGGGCUGCUGUUGAAACUGAAAUGCUACUAAAUAAUUCUAUGUUAAUAUUGAAUAGAUACGGUUGGAUUUCUCCUGGACUUUAGUAUUUCUCCUCUGUCAAGUUCAGUUCUGCGUCUUCUGGAAUGUUUGGGAGUUGUUUUCCACCGGUUUCAGCUCGAAUAAAUACAUUUCUCUGGGCACUAAUAUUCUUAACAACGUUCGGACUUUGUUCAGAGCUGAAAGUUCGUGUUCGUUUAGCUGAUGGACAAAUCACAGAGGAAGUUCUAGAAGCAGACAGUGAAAAAGACUCCAUCACACUUGAGUUCAAACAGGAAGAUGGAACUCUCAUAACGUUUGUCGCUGACUUCAAACAGCAUGUGAAGAUCUUCCGGGCGCUCAUCCUUGGGGAGCUGGAGAGGGGCCAGAGCCAGUACCAGGCCCUGUGCUUCAUCUCGCACCUCAACCACAAUGAGUUCAUCCCCAGCGAGUCCAUGGCCCGACUCAGACAGAAAAACCCUCAAUCCAUUCGCACGGCGGAGGAGAGGCGGGGCCUGGACCAGCUGACCAUGAACGUGGCAGUGAACCUGAGCCAGGCUUGGCAGCUCAGCAGCCACAUCCACAACAUGUGCAGCGAGGCCCGGGAGGCUAUCUACACCCGGGAGAGGGACGUCAAACAUUGGCUGGAGAGAGGAGUGGAGGGCUCCGUGUUUGAGAUCCUGCCCCAGUCGGUGGACGUGGUCCCGGUCCUGCUGUCGUGCCGCUCUACGAGAGACGUGUGGCAGCCCUGCUCCUGCAGCUUCAGCCUGCGUCUGGAGUGGUACCCCUGCCUGCUCAAGUACUGCCGCAACCGUGACACCACAGGCAAAGGUAGCCCCUACAAGUGCGGCAUCAAGAGCUGCAGCAAAGGCUACCAAUUCACCUACUAUGUCCCCCACAAACAGCUCUGUCUCUGGGAUGAGGAGACUUAGCAGCACACUGGCUGUGCAGUCAGACCCCCUCACCCCCCAAUGCUUUUCUUUUCCUCCCUUAUUUAAUUUGGAUAUCACGUGGUAGUUCAGUUCAUCCUGUCGUGAGAUGAUAGUAGUUUUAUGCCUUAAAUGGGACAGUUUAGGUUGAAUUUGAGACCAAAGCUAUACCCUCUCAAUGACUCCUUUUGACAUUUCCUAUAGUUGGGAUAUGAUGCUGCCGAAGUGUCCAGGUACCUACUGUGCCACCUAAAGUUACUCUCACACGUUUGUUACUCACACGUUUGUGCCCAGCUGAUAAAAAAUGACUACAAGAACCUCCUCUCAUAAGGACACGUUUAUGCAUACGGCUGGACAGAGCAGCCUUUUUUUCUACAUUUCUUGCCCAGUGGGAUGAUUGGUGAAGGAACAACGUUCCCAUUAUGUUGUCACAGGAAACCGUGGGAUGCGGAUCGGAACGGUCAGUCGGACAGUGACUUAUGACGUCAAUAACACCGCUUUAGCCAGCUCUCUUCCUGGUCGACGGCAACUCAGGUUGCAAUCAACAAUGUUUCUGAUUGCUGGGAUUAUUUAUUUGGUUGCAAGGUGAAAUUAUUGAAGAUUCUUAUGUAUAAAAUGACUAAUCUUAAAUUUUCUUUAUAUAAACUUCAUCCCAUUUUGUCUUUUGAUUUGUGUAGCAAAACAGACAGAUUAUAUACACCAUUGUAAAAAAACAAAAAAACAUUAGCAACACCUUCCUAAUAUUGAGUAGCACCCUCUUUUGCCCUCAGAACAGACUCAAUUUGUCGGGGCAUGGACUCUACAUGGUGU
Oncorhynchus tshawytscha (Chinook salmon) is the source of this 2240-nucleotide messenger RNA. It is a transcript of the gene oafa, whose product is annotated as OAF homolog a (Drosophila). The record is from RefSeq and is a predicted model, not a curated record. The coding region runs from base 609 to 1433 and encodes 274 amino acids. NCBI's taxonomy places the organism in Eukaryota, Metazoa, Chordata, Actinopteri, Salmoniformes, Salmonidae. The transcript has 4 exons.